Molecule: messenger RNA, 1314 nt
Organism: Knipowitschia caucasica
Lineage: Eukaryota; Metazoa; Chordata; Actinopteri; Gobiiformes; Gobiidae
Source: the annotation of a GenBank genome assembly
AUGAAGUGUGUCCGCUGCCUGCUCCAGCACAACCUCAGGUGGACAGGACCGAGCAACGCUGUCCCCCGGGUUCAGACCCUCCAGACCCUGCAGACAACACCCCAGCAGAAACAAGGAUCAAGGUAUUUCCACCAGAGUCGCACAGUCCUCAAAAAUCAACCCACUUCUCCUGUAGACUUCGUACAAGACAAAGGAAAGAAGUCGGUAGUCCAAGAUGACCUGUUUGAACGCGUGGCCAAAAAAACCAAAACCAAAGCCACGUUUAACCGUGUGGUGGACGUUUUCACCAAGCAAGACGUGAGGAGGCGAGGGCACGUGGAGUUUAUCUACGCCGCGCUGAAGAAGAUGCCGGAGUUUGGAGUGGAGAGAGACAUCACUGUGUACAACAAGCUGCUGGAUGUGUUUCCCAAAGAGGUGUUUAUUCCAAGGAACUUCAUUCAGACCAUGUUCAACCACUAUCCGCGGCAACAGGAGUGCGGAGUGCAGCUACUGGAGCAGAUGGAGAACUAUGGCGUCAUGCCCAACGUCGAGACUAAAGUGCUCCUGCUGCAGAUCUUCGGGGAGAAGGGUCACGCUGUGAGGAAAUACCAGCGCAUCAUGUACUGGUUUCCCAAAUUCAAACACGCAAACCCUUACCCCGUCCCCCACCAGCUGCCGGAGGACCCUGUGGAUCUGGCCAAGUUCAGCCUGAAGCGCAUCGCCGCCGACCUGGACGCUAAAAUAACAGUCUACCAGAUGCCCUGUACAGACGUGUCUGAGAGUGGACAAGAAAUAACGUUCCCUCAUAUUGUAGGGGUUCAGAGUCCCAGUCAAAUGGAGCUUCUGGCCAAACAUAACCCCAAAAGACCGCUUUUUGUUGAAGGCCCUUUUCCCUUAUGGCUGAGAAAGACCUGCGUGUUUUACUACAUAUUACGAGCAGACCCCACCCCACCCGAAGAAAAGGUGGAGGAGCCCUAUGAUCCAGAACGCUGCUUCGACUAUCCACUCCAGCUCGACCUGGACUUCGGGAGGGACCUUGGCGAUGAGGAGGACUUUGACGUGGAAGACUUGGACGAGGGCCCCGUCUUCGCCAUGUGCAUGACCAACCAGGGAGACCAGGCCACGCUCAACCAGUGGCUCUCCGGCCUCCAGGAGACCAACCCCAUCCUGGGUCAGAUCCCCACGCUUUUCAGACUGGACUCCGGCUCUCGGGAGCUGCAGGCCUCUCCGGAUUCAAGGCCGGGUCCAGAGCCAAAGUCGGAGCAGCAGCAGCAGCAGGAGUCACACGCAGAGACUGAGGAGGAGGAAGAACCACAGCGGAGGCGCGGUGUGUGA